AUGUUGUUGUUAAAAUCUGUGAUAUAUUUAUUUGGGUUAUGGAUACAAGGCAUAAACAGCUACCCUGGGGAAGAAAAACAUGACAUUGGUACUCUAGCUGGUGAUGUCCAAAACUGGGCUAUGCUCAUACAGAACUAUAUUCUACAGUUGGCAGGUGAUGGAAUAAAACGCGAUUUAACCCAGAGUUAUCUUGAUCAAGCUAAUUAUACAUAUGAAAAGAAAAAUGGAGCUGAAAUCGUCCGGCAGGUCAAAUUGACUCUUGGAGAUUAUUUUAGUAAAAAGAAACGAGCUGCUGAGAGGCUGGCAGCUACAGUGAGAGAGAUCCAUGAUGAUUUUCUACUAUCAAAUUCUACAGCUGGAGUUCAAGUUUUAAAGAAUAUGGAUCUGAGUUUUUAUAGAGAUUCUGAUAUUCCGUCUAAAUUACCUGAAGAUAUUGUCUUUAAUCCAUAUUUCCGCACAGGUGUAAGUUUAAAACAGUCGUCAGUAAAACUACCUGAUGAAGUCCCACGAAAUGACCCAGCUGUUAUUAAUACUGUGUAUUUUACAGCCAAACUAGAGGAAACAUUUUUACAGAAUGCCAGAGAUGAUCCAUUGUUGAGAUGGCAGUAUUUUGGAUCUACAACAGGAGUAACAAGACUGUAUCCUGGUAGAGAAUGGUCAACUAAUUUUGCAGGUUUUUAUAAUGACUAUGAUGCCAGACUGAGACCCUGGUAUAUUGCUGCUACAAGUGGACCUAAAGAUGUUGUUAUUAUACUGGAUUGUAGUUUAUCAUUAAAGGGAGAAAAAUUUUCUAUUGGGAAAGCAGUAGCCAAAACUGUAAUUAAUACAUUAACUAAACAAGAUUAUGUCAAUGUGAUCUGUGCCAGGGCCAGUCAUUGGGAUGAAGUGGGCAAGUGGCAUUAUUUUGACACAGAACCAAUGAGUUGUAGACAGAAUCAGAUGGUUCCAGCUACUAACUCUCAUCGGAAAGACUUGAUUGAGAAAAUAGAAAAACUGAAAGCUGGUGGUACUAGUGAAUUACAGAAAGGUUUUGAGCAAGGAUUAAAAUUACUUCAGAGUUCUCCAAGAACUGGGUGUCAGUCUCUGAUUAUAUUUGCUACAGAUGGAGUGGAUACUGAUGGGGAACAAGUCAGAUGUGGUCCAGGUUACUAUACAAGAAGUGGUUAUGUCCCUGGGCCUAUUUGUAAAUAUAAUUUUAGUGACGUGUGGGAUUUGGUCACUGAGAAAAACAGUCAACUUAAUCCACCUGCAAGAAUAUUCAGUUAUCUAAUAGUCGAAGAUGCUGAACUAUUCCCUGGUAAUCUAUCCUGCAGUAACAGAGGCAGUAUUAAAAAACUAAUGAAUGGAGAAAAUCUCAUCUCUCAAAUGAGUAACUAUUUUGAGUUCCUGUCUGCUAAUGCUUUAAGCAAUAACGCUCUGUGGACUUCACCCUAUUUAGAUUCAUGGGGUCUGGGCUUGAUGUUAACACAUGCUAUACCAGUUCUUAGUAAAGUUACAGGAAAGUAUAUAGGAGUAGUUGGUAUUGAUGCCACACUAGAUGAAAUUGAGAAUUUUCUCACUAAACAUCAGUGGGGUACGGUUGAUUCAUUUCUUAUCAACAACCAAGGGGAGACAAUUUACCAUCCAAGGUUGAAACCUAGUAAAAAGUUACUGGAUGAUCCUAUCUUUAUUCCGAUAUCCAAAUUAGAACGGAACAGUAAAGGUCACUCAGAGGAAUUUGCUAUUAUAGAACGUGAAAUGAAGGCUGGGAAAACAGGAAGUAUGACUAUUAUGAAGGCUAAGGAUGGGAAACAGAGGAAAUAUUAUUAUGCUGCAUUGAAUAAUACAGAAUACUCCUUUGCUUUUAGUUUGGCAGAAACAGAUAUGGAAUUCCGUAGAUCACAAGAACCGGUGGACCGUUCCAAAUAUGAUGAAAGUUAUUAUAAUUUAUUAAAAGAAUACAAGGGGACAUUACUCCGUGAGAAAUUACCAGGACUGUGGAGGAAGAUUGAUAUACGAGAGAAUGAGAAACUUUAUCCAGGACUGAGAAUCACCUACAAACAUUCCACAAUCUUCCUGGCCCCUAAAACACAUUGUGAUCCUACAAAGUAUAUGUAUAAUGAUAAUCUAGCUGAGAAAACAUACCAGGCCCACAUGUGGAUCAAUGGUAAACAACCAGAUUUAGGAUGUGAAUCUGGGCGACAGAAGUUUAAUAAAGGAGUUAGAGCUGAUGUUUUGAUAUCUCAACCAAUAGAAGAAAUCUGGAGAACAAGACAGUUUGAAUCAAUCAAUCAAAUUAAGUGGACUAAUGUUGGAUUUAGAAGUGGUGUUUUCCGCACCUACCCAGGUCAUAGGUCAUCAAGAGGUUAUGACCCCACAAAACGUCCAUGGUAUAAAAGAACAAGUUCAGCCCCACACAAGACAUCAAUCUCCACACCUUAUAUGGAUGCAGCAGGAGUGGGUAAGAUUAAUACAAUAUCACAAGCUGUAUUCGAAGGAAUGACACCGAAGACAGAUAAAGAGUGUGAGACAUGGAAGGGAAGUCCCCUACCAGGAGGUUGUAAAUGUGAUUUAGAUAGUGACUGUAUGACCAAAGUGUGUUAUAUGAGUAAAGCUCCAGGGCCGAACGCUGACCAUCGACGAUGUUCAACAGAACGUGUAGAAGGUGUAACAGGUUUAGAUAUUCUCUAUGAUGAUUUUCAGAAUAAAACAAUGGGGUCCAUGCAAGCCAGUGAUUUUAGAAAAUCUUGUCAGCAGAAAUACAACUGUCCUGAUGGGGAACCUGGCUGUGAAACCAGAUGUUACCUGUUUGACAGCAGUGCCUAUCUUGUGAUGGAUCCUGACUUUCUAUUGGCCAAUAAUUUAGACGAAAGUAAAUAUGAUGGUGUGACAUUAGGACGUAAAGAAGGGGAGGUAAUGAAACAUCUGAUUUAUCACCAUGGUUUCAUUAAACGAAAUGAAGAUACUGAUUUUCAAGGAUCUUGUCGUAUUUCACCAGAUGCUCCAAAGGUAACAUUAGAAGGAAUACCAAAGACUCCAGAAGAAUCUGAUGAUUACUAUAGAAACCGAGGACCAAUACCAAAAUUCUCAAGUGAUUUCGGUUGUAUUCAAGAUGUGGUUAGUUUUAAGACAGUUGAUGACAAAUUAGGUAGGAUUUCUGUAUGUCGACAUUAUGUCAUUGACAUGUUGGUUUCAAUGUAUAUUAUAUUUAUCAGCACCAACAGUGCUAGUGGAAUGAUAACAGGUAAUGUAUCAGGACCAUGUAUGUCAGGUUUCUACUACGUUACUGUUCUACCCAAGACCAAUCUCUAUCUACUGGUAAUUGAGGACUGGAAACCUUAUAAAGAAACGUUGUUUUAUAAUUUUAACUGUAGAAUAGCUAGGAGUGUGGUGAAUUCUGGAGCUUAUCGUAUUAUAAAUGGAACAUGUGCCCAUGAAGACGAUUCAUCCUCCACAUUGGCUGACCAGGGAAAAUGUCCAGCUUUAUUAGAUAUUGAAAUGAAAUGUGCUUAUACGACAGCGAGUGGGCUGCAACUUUCACUUUAUCUUUUCGUUAGUUCUGUGAUAAUAGCUUUAAUAAUUUAG
Molecule: messenger RNA, 3564 nt
Organism: Lottia gigantea (owl limpet)
Lineage: Eukaryota; Metazoa; Mollusca; Gastropoda; Lottiidae
Exons: 21
Coding region: 1-3564 (1187 amino acids)
Cellular component (GO): voltage-gated calcium channel complex
Molecular function (GO): voltage-gated calcium channel activity
Source: RefSeq, a predicted model, not a curated record